AGACAAAGGCAACAUUAGCUCAUUUCACAGGUGUUUCUUGGUGGCACUGGUUUCACUCGAUGCGGGGAAUCUUUAGAUCUGCGAACCAUCGGAACCGGAAGUUCCUUUGUUUGAGCAACUUGGAGAAAAAGACGAGAAAACAGAAGGAAUAGAAGAUAGAGAGAGAAAGAGAGCGGACUGCCUUAUCUUGGUGAAAGCCAAGGAACAAAGAUGGAGGUUCUGGAAUUGGUACAUAUCUGCAUUAAACAGGAGAUGCCUGAACUGGAAUCUGUCCACAUUAAAGAAGAGGAGACUGAACUGGAGUCUGUCCACAUUAAGGAAGAAGAGACUGAACUGGAGUCUGUCCACAUUAAAGAAGAGGAGACUGAACUGGAGCCUGUCCACAUUGAAGAAGAGGAGACUGAACUGGAGCCUGUCCACUUUAAAGAAGAGACUGUACUGGAGUCUGUCCACAUUAAAGAAGAGACUGAACUGGAGUCUGUCCACAUUAAAGAAGAGGAGACUGAACUGGAGCCUGUCCACAUUAAGGAAGAAGAGACUGAACUGGAGUCUGUCCACAUUAAAGAAGAAGAGACUGAACUGCAGUCUGUACACAUUAAAGAAGAGUCUAUUGACUUGUUUAAGGAUUCAGAAAACCUAUCCCGACCAAAGAUAUCACGUCGCUGUACUGAAUGUGGUAAGAGCUUCAGUCGGUUAGGAAGCCUAAAAACACACCAGCGAAUUCACACUGGAGAGAAGCCGCAUCAAUGUACUGAAUGUGGAAAGAGCUUCUGUCAGUUAGGAGACCUAAAAAAACACCAUAAAACUCACACUGGAGAGAAGCCAUAUUACUGUACUGAAUGUGGUGAGAGAUUCAGUGAGUCAGGAAACCUAAAUAGACACCAGAGAAUUCACACUGGAGAGAAGCCGUAUCACUGUUCUGAAUGUAGGGAGAGCUUCAGUCGCUUAGAAAACCUAAAAACACACAAGCGAAUUCAUACUGGAGAGAAGCAGUAUCACUGUACUGAGUGUGGGGAGAGCUUCAGACAAUCAGAUACCCUAAAAAAACACCAGCGAAUUCACACUGGAGUGAAGCCAUAUCACUGUACUGAAUGUGGGAGGAGCUUCACUGAAUUGGGACACCUAAAAACACACCAACGAAUUCACACUGGAGAGAAACCGUAUCACUGUAAUGAAUGUGGGAGGAGCUUCAUUGAAUCGGGACACCUAAAAACACACCAACGAAUUCACACUGGAGAGAAGCCGUAUCACUGUACAGAAUGUGGGAGGAGCUUCAUUGAAUCGGGACACCUAAAAAGACACCAGCGAAUACACACUGGAGAGAAGCCAUAUCACUGUAGUGAAUGUUGGAAGAGCUUCAGACAGUCAGACACCCUAAAAAGACACCAGCGAAUUCACACUGGAGAGAAGCCAUAUCACUGUACUGAAUGUUGGAAGAGCUUCAGACAGUCGGACACCCUAAAAAAACAUCAGCGAAUUCACACUGGAGAGAAGCCAUAUCACUGUAAUGAAUGUUGGAAGAGCUUUAGACAGUCAGACAUCCUAAAAAGACACCAGCGAAUGCACACUGGAGAGAGGCCGUAUCACUGUAUAGAAUGUGGGAGGAGCUUUAUUGAAUCAGGACACCUAAAAAAACAUCAGCGAAUUCACACUGGGGAGAAGCCAUAUCACUGUAAUGAAUGUGGGAGGAGCUUCAUUGAAUCGGGACACCUAAAAACACACCAACGAAUUCACACUGGAGCCAGCCUCCCACCCUCCCAGUCCCUCACCUCUCCACCCUACUUGUUUGAAUGUGUGGAGAACUGACUUAUUCCUUGUCUCUCUCUCUCUCACAUCCUGCAGUAAAUGAGGGAGGGGGAACAGGAGUGAGAGGCAGCCUGAAUCCAGAGAAACUGAGAAGGGGAGCAUGUCAAACUGAAGGAGACAGACCCAUUCUUUCAGAAUGAACUCGAGAGCCCUGGGAUUCAGCUCCACUCCUGCCCCUGAAUUGGAAAUGAAUCUCACUCAUGCUGUGAGGAUUUAGGACAGAGUUACAGGGUCAUGCUACUUAAAAGGGACACAUUAGAAAUAUAUGCCGUAUAUGUGUGAUAUGAACCCAACAUAUUAAACAAAGCUGCCAAUAACAUAUAUUAUAUUUUUAAAAUACAAUUUGAGCUAUAAAUGGCAUUGCUGUCCCAGUGUCGGUGCGUACAGUAAACGAUACAGAAGUGAAUUGUUUAAAAGCACCCAAAAACUAAGAAUAUCUUCAUGGGUGUGGCAGCAAUGUGUGCUUCAUCUAACUAGAAUGGCCUCUAAGCUAUUGCACCAGUGCAAACAUAAACUGAAACAACCUUGUGUUUUUUAAUUAUGUGUUUUAUUUCAAGUGGUGCACAUUUUGCAUUGGAGCAAAUGCGGUUUUGGUUUUGAAUGAAUUUAAAUGAAUGGACCUGCUUUGCUGAGUGUUUAAAUACUGAGAGACUUCAAGCUUGUUGUCUGCUGGAGCCCUACUUCAGUGCAAUGGGAUUGCAAUUCCUAUGUUUUUUUAUUGGGUAGAUUGCUGUAUGUCCAAUUAUUAUGACAGACCCACAAUAGUAGAGCUGUAAAAAUAUACUGUAAAACGGAAAAGGUUCAAGCAAACAAGUUAAACAUCUGCAAAACAUACAUGCUGCACAUUACCAUUAUUAAUACAUGCAGAGUUUAUACAGUUUAUGAAUAAUUGAUCUAAACAAUCUGCAGAAUGAAGUUGCCUCAGUAACAGAGCUGGUGCUUUUGUGGAAUCACCAUUAGUGUUUAUUCAUUUUGGGCAAAAUAUGGCUUGUUUGCUUGUAUUUUGUAUUAGUAUGCUGUCAUUAGAGUGACAAUACAGUACAUCCUAAGCCAAGCUUUGCUAUUUAGAAAGGAUUUCAUUCACUUUGAGUUUGAGUUCCUGUACGUUUUCCAGUAUCUCUGUAUGUAUAUAAAGGGUGUGUGAGAAAUUUGUAGUUGUAAUUGAAUGUACUUUGUACUUUGUAAAAUGACAUUUCAAAUCUUAAACUGUUAGACUUCAGAUGGUGUGAUGUUAAUUAAGUUUGUCUUCCCCCUUCCUUUCUUCCCCCUUAACGUUCUCUAGCCCUUAGCGGUCCAUUUAUUCAGCGCGUCUCCGGCACGUCAGGUCCAAUUUAUUUUCAACGCGCUGUUUAUUUUCCCCGCACUGUUUAAAAGUAUUUUUUUCACAGUAAAACAGGUUUAAAAGGCACUGCAUAUCAACAGGACACUCAGUAUUGCAUCUCCAGCCCCGCCCCACCCCUUGUUCGCUGUGUUUUUCACAUACCUCUUCAUAGUAGUGCAUACUGAUAAAUCAUCUCCUGAUCACUCGUUUUUAUCACCAAACUCCUCAAUAAUGUGAUCCAAGUAAUUUUAUUAUAAUAACAUCUCAAAAAGCUCUGCAAAUGUCUGUGAUAUUCUUUGAGCGCUGGAUGCAGAAGCAGCUAUCCUUGUUUGUCAGUGUUAUCUCUGUGGUGCAGGGGCUGUUUGUAUUGCUCAGAUCUGUCCCCUUUUUUUCCCGGUUCCUAUUGGUCUCACUAGGCCAUUGAAAGAUUUUCUCUGCUUUUUCCGGAGAAAAAAUGACUAGAGACCUGUGCUUGACAUCUUUUUGAUGACCGGAAAGGGAAAAUUGUAAUGUCGGACCUGGUCCGACAUAAGACCGCAAAGGGCUAGAUCUACUUCAGAGGACUAGAUAUUAGUAAAGGAGGGUAGUAAAGAUUUCAGUUGGUGAACAGUUUAGAUUACCUGUUGUGCUGAGCUCCGUAAAGUUGCCCUACCUACAAACGUUGAGUCGUAUAUCAUUUGUUGCGCCGUUAAAACAAAAGUUUGUGCCGCUAUAGUUUUUAGAUAUUAACAAUAUUUUUUUAGGGGAGUGACGUCACUCAGCCCCCCUUCAAUAAUGGAGUUGAACCAAGCUUGUCUCAUUUGUUUGUGCUACGUUUGUGUUGGUCACUGCUGUAAAAUGAAUGUUAGUGCUGUUUUCCUUCAAGAUUUAUUCAUGAUUCUGUAUAGGGUUUGUUGUAUCUUAAUAUAAAAUAAACUUGAUUAUACUGAGUUUGUAUUUUUAGCAGUAUUAGCAAUAAAAAGUAUGUCUGUGACCGUACGUGAUUUUUUUUUUAAUCCCACGAUAUUGCGAUAUGGAAAUGAUCUAUCCAUGUCAUAUCAAAAUAUCGAUAUUGGUGCCCACCCCUAGUUUAAACCAAAUAUGGGUCAUUCGUUUAUGUUGCUUACACAAGUCAGUACUAUCAAAAUAAAUAUGAAUAGCAAUGGAAGAAAGUCCAGUCUUUAUUUCAUCACUAGCAUAGCUUUAUUCUGCUCAGAGCGAGAUCCUAACACACUUUUUAGGAAAGUAUAGAAAAAGUGUGUCCUCUUAUUCACUUACUGUUUCAUAGUGUAAUGAAUCUGAAACAAGUGUACAUUGAGGAUGCAUAGACAAUGUUGUGAUUUUUGGGGGUUUUUUGUGCAUCUCAAAAUGUUCAAGUUCUACUUACUAUUAUUCAGUCCUCAUGCCUUAAGUGUAUGUAUAUUAUGAGCACUGAUAUUCCGUGAAAAACCCCAAUAUGUACAAUUACUUCCCUAGUGCUGUUCACACCCCCCUUCACUGUCUUAAAGGGAUUCUCUGGUAACACAGCACUGACCAGCUGACCUAGUGCUAACGAAUGGUAUUAUUAUUAUUAUUAUUAUUAUUAUUAUUAUUAUUAUUAUUAUUAUUAUUAUUAACAGUAUGUACAAAACAAUAAUUACAUUUACACAGGAUAUCAUGGGUUAUCGUUUGAAAAAUGUCCAUCUCUGUCACAGAAUGAAUAGUCCCACCCGCCAGAAUAAUACACAGUCCUAUGAAAUACAGCCCCCGAUGCAUUCCUUAUGAAAUGUUCCUCUGUUAUUAUACUGAUUCAUUAUUAGCCUUUAUAUGGUCUUACUAAAUACUACAGAUAACUAAAAGAAACGGGUGUGAUAACAUCCAUCAUCUUAUCAUUGUAACACAAAGAAGACUGUUGAAGUUGAAAUAUGUCCAUUGUUUCCAUGAUUUUCUGACUGCUUUAUGUCCUGGAUGUCGUAGCCUGCUGUGCCUCAGAUGUCUAAAUGCUUUUAAACAACACUAAAGUGGAAACAAUUUUAAAGACAAUUAAAGACAGUAAGUUUACCUUUGGUAUUAUAGUAAAUAAACAAGAUGUGGAGUAGUGGUUAGGGCUCUGGACUCUUGACCGGAGGGUCGUGGGUUCAAUCCCAGGUGGGGGACACUGCUGCUGUACCCUUGAGCAAGGUACUUUACCUAGAUUGCUCCAGUAAAAACCCAACUGUAUAAAUGGGUAAUUGUAUGUAAAAAUAAUGUGAUAUCUUGUAACAAUUG
Acipenser ruthenus (sterlet) is the source of this 5353-nucleotide messenger RNA. RefSeq names its product zinc finger protein 501-like. NCBI's taxonomy places the organism in Eukaryota, Metazoa, Chordata, Actinopteri, Acipenseriformes, Acipenseridae. The transcript is spliced from 2 exons. The record is from RefSeq and is a predicted model, not a curated record. The coding region runs from base 211 to 1806 and encodes 531 amino acids. Gene Ontology annotation, cellular component: nucleus.